Molecule: messenger RNA, 2187 nt
Organism: Oryzias latipes (Japanese medaka)
Lineage: Eukaryota; Metazoa; Chordata; Actinopteri; Beloniformes; Adrianichthyidae
Gene: fbxo32
Product: F-box protein 32
Biological process (GO): protein ubiquitination
Cellular component (GO): cytoplasm; SCF ubiquitin ligase complex; nucleus
Molecular function (GO): protein binding
Source: RefSeq, a predicted model, not a curated record
AGCGUCAACAGUAGGAUACAAACCGAGGAUAAAACUGCGCGGCCCCAGAACACUUUUACUCUCUGACGCUUUCUACAUAAGUUUCAGAAUUUUAUUUUACUUUUUUUAUUUUUAUUUUUAAAGAUUCGGGAUGCCUUUUCUGGGACAGGACUGGAGGUCACCGGGUCAAAACUGGGUCAAAACCGAAGAUGGUUGGAAGAAGACAACUUUAGAGGAGAACAAUAAAGUCUCGAUGGAGAGCUUCUGUAAAGUCAAAGAGGAGGAGUGUUUCAACAAGGAGAACCUGCUGAUCUCUCUUGGUUAUGAAAUGUCUGCAAAGAAGAGGAGAAAAGACUUGAUGAACAAUAACACCAAAGCACCUUAUUUCCACAGGGAAAAGUGGAUUUAUGUUCACAAGGGAAGCACCAAAGAGCGCCAUGGAUAUUGUACGCUGGGAGAGGCCUUCAACCGCUUGGAUUUCUGCAGCGCCAUCAAGGACACCAGAAGAUUUAAUUACGUUGUCAGGCUUCUGGAGCUUAUCGCCAAGUCCCAGCUCCCCUCGCUCAGUGGAGUGGCACAGAAAAACUACAUGAAUAUUCUGGAGAGGGUUGUUCAAAAAGUCCUGGAUGACCAGCAGAACGUCCGUCCCAUCAAAGAGCUGCUGCAGACGCUCUAUGUCUCGCUGUGUGGUCUGGUUCAGGACAUGGGCAAGUCUGUCCUGGUGGGAAACAUCAACAUGUGGGUGUACCGCAUGGAGAACAUCCUGCAAUGGCAGCAGCAGCUGGACAACAUCCAGAUAAACAGGCCCACAUGCACAGGCAUGACUCUGACUGACCUGCCUGCCAGUCUGCAGCUCAGCAUUAUGGAUCGUCUGUCAGAUGGCAGAGACCUGGUGAGCCUGGGCCAAGUGUGUCCAGAACUGGGAGUCCUCACAGAAGACCGGCUGCUGUGGAAGAAACUCUGCCAUUACCACUUCACAGAUCGGCAGAUUCGCAGACGUUUGAUGGUGUCGGAUAAAGGCCACCUGGAGUGGAAAAAAAUGUACUUCAAGCUGAGCCGCUGCUAUCCUCACAGAGAGCAGUACAGCGACACCCUGCACUUCUGCACACACUGCCACAUCCUUUUCUGGAAGGAUCAUCCCUGCACAGCCAACAACCCAGAAAACUGCACCAUGUCCCUCUCCCCUCAAGAUUUCAUCAAUCUGUUCAACUUCUGAUCCCAUCAAUCCCUUCUCAACCCAAACAAACCCCAAAUGAACUGACACGUUGUACAUAGUGUACAGGAUUUGUUUUGUAUCAGAAUGGUAUUUAAUUGUGAUGGGACACAGGCGGCAGGACAACGUUGCAAUUUAUUAUUAUUAUUAUAAUUUUAUUUGGGGGGAGAGAACAGAAGCUUCUGUGAAGGUUCAUUGUUGAAUGUGAGUGUGAUGAAGAACCAUAUUAUGUUUUUGGGAGAAAAAGGGAGAGCAGCAGAAAGUGAAUUCUCAGUAUUUGGAGUUCAGUCUUGAAUUAAUGUAGUUUCUGAAGUUGUUUGUUUAGAUUCCCUAUUAACAAUUUUUUAUUUUAUUUCAAACCUUAGUUUUAAGUAGGAAAAAGGGGACAUUUAUUAUCUUUUUCUUUUAUUGAAAUUAGUAGUUAAUAGUUCUAAUAUGAGGCCUACAAAUACAGGGCGGUGCAAUUUAUUUAAUGUUUAUAUAUUGUCAGCAGUUGGAAUACAGAAUAGAAGUUCAGAGUAGCAAAUGAGAAAUUAAUAAGAGUAUUUUGUCUGUUUUCACACAUUUGUUUUUCACUUUUUUUAAAAAAUGGAAUUGAUAUUGCUUUUUGUGUUGUUUUUGUUUGGGUGUUACAGCAGCAGCACUGCAGUAAAACAUUACCAAAGAUUAUUUGUCAUAAUGUAUGGAACUAUGCACACUUUUUCAGAUCCUGAUGCCUUUUUUAAAAUUUUUUAUUUUACUUGUGACAGGUUACCUUUGGAAGCCUUCCUCUCUCGUUUCGUGCAACCAGCCAGCUAAAUGUUUUUACUUAUUUAUCGAGCCUUUGCACUCUAGGUUUUGAGGAAGUGCACUUUUAUUUGUAUUCUUUUUAAAGAUCCAGUUUACAGCCAAACCUGCCUUAGACACUGCUCAGACACCCAGGAAUGGUCUACAUGCUAUGCAGUACAGUUUCUUUCUGUUGAAUAAAUAAAAUUAAACCUUGAUGUUGUCUUUAA